Molecule: messenger RNA, 2283 nt
Organism: Cantharellus anzutake
Lineage: Eukaryota; Fungi; Basidiomycota; Agaricomycetes; Cantharellales; Hydnaceae
Exons: 18
Coding region: 1-1803 (600 amino acids)
Biological process (GO): purine ribonucleoside salvage; carbohydrate metabolic process
Molecular function (GO): phosphopentomutase activity; magnesium ion binding
Source: RefSeq, a predicted model, not a curated record
AUGAUACCCAGCACGAAAGAGCUUGUCGACAAAUGGCUCUCCUUGGAUCAAAACCAAGCUACCAGGGCUGAGAUACAGGCGCUUUGGGAUGGGGGUAAUAUCGAAGAGCUCGAUCGACGACUGAGAAAUCGAAUCGGAUUUGGUACAGCAGGUCUACGCGGCCGCAUGGAGGCGGGGUUUUCUCGCAUGAACGAUGUCACUAUCAUCCAGGCAUCACAGGGUCUUGCUUCAUACACCAGGGAGAAUGUCGCCCAUGCAACAGAAAGAGGCGUUGUCAUUGGACAUGAUCAUCGGCACAACUCCGAGCGAUGGGCACGGCUUACUGCCGGUGCUUUCGUCCAGGCAGGCUUUAAGGUCUUUCUGCUUAGAGGCCUAGUACACACACCCUUGGUUCCAUUUUCUGUGGCACAUCUGAAAGCAGCGUGUGGAGUGAUGAUUACAGCCAGCCACAACCCCAAGGAUGAUAAUGGGUACAAGGUUUAUUGGGAUAAUGCGGUACAGAUCGUUGAGCCUCAUGACAAAGGGAUUGCAGCUGCCAUUGUAGAAUGCUCGGAGCCCUUGAUCUGGGACACAUCGACAGCACUUGGUUCCCCGGACGUUACAGCUGGAGCGAGGAAAGCAUAUUUUGAGACUUUGAGAGGUCUCAGCUAUUCACAUGCGACAAAUCAGUCAUGCAUGCUUGACUUUGUCAAUACGUCAAUGCACGGAGUCGGACACGAGUACGUUGUUCAAGCAUUUGAAACAUUCAAUUUUCCUCCGUUCGGAUAUGUUGAAGCACAGCGGGCUCCCGACCCCGAAUUUCCCACUGUGCCCUACCCCAAUCCGGAAGAGAAAGGCGCACUGGACUUGGCAUUGCGCCAGGCUAAUGUGAUAGGGGCAUCAUACAUACUCGCUCAAGACCCGGAUGCAGAUCGUUUUGCUGCAGGUCAGCGCAUCAAUGCGGGAGAGUGGAGGAUUUUUUCCGGGGAUCAGUUGGGAACUCUCCUAGCCUGGUGGAUCCUGUACAAAUAUCAGGAGUCUGGUAACCCAAUUGAGAAACUCGCGAUGGUGGCGUCAACAGUCAGUUCAAAAAUGCUAGAAGCUAUGGCUCGCAUCGAGGGAUUCAAAUUUGCAGAAUCUUUGACUGGCGCCACAACAGGGUUCAAGUACAUUGGCAACACAGCUCUUGCUCUCGAGAAGCAAGGAUAUGAUGUACAAUUUGGAUAUGAAGAAGCAAUUGGCUACAUGCAUGGGACGGCAAUCAGGGAUAAAGACGGAAUUUCCGCAACCAUGUGUUUCGCCGAGCUUGCUGCCCAUUUACACGCACGCGGUGCAACUGCGUACGAUCAUUUGCAAUCUCUCUAUGAUAGGUACGGGUAUUUCCAGACGAGCAACAGCUAUUUCAUAUGCAAUGAGCCCUCAACAAUUAAUCGCAUUUUUGCUCGAUUGAGACACUACAAUGAUAGCCCUGACGUCAGUGAGCCCCGAUAUCCAUCAACUCUCGGGGGACUCCGAGUCAUUCGGGUUCGAGAUUUGACUCUAGGGCACGCGUACGACAGCGAAAAUGCGCCUUUAUUCAAACCAGAUUUCCCUCUGAGUGGUGGGCACAUGAUAACCUUCAGGGCAAAAGGAGCAGGAGACAAGCAGGGCACGCCCAGUAUUGUUCUUACAAUUAGGACGAGUGGGACAGAACCUAAGAUCAAGUACUAUCUAGAGGGCAGUGCCGCAGACAGACAUCUAGUUGGGACAUUGCUCGAAGCGGCAGUAGAAGAACUCAACACGGAGUGGAUGGAAGCUGACAAAAACGGUCUUGAGAUGCCAUGAUAUGGAUGCAAUAUGACAAAUAUGAUGAAUGCAUAAUACCAUAACUUCAUUUUGCGGCGGUACUUCCUACGAGGAGGAGGCCGAAACGUGACCCAAGUUUUGCUAAGUCGAGAGUGGGCGUAAGAUCUUCCUGUGGCGGAGGCGGUCCGAGAGGAAGAAGCGCAGUUGCCAAACGAUCUAUCUUCCCAAGCAACAGGGCUUCUGGUGGCCGAGUGAUUCUUAACAGGGGUCCGAGUAAAAGCUGAACACGGGCGAUCUCCUGAUCUAUGGCUGCACGAUCAGAAGGAUUGGGUGAGCGAUCCUGAGGGGUGGAGCUAAGUAACCUGAUAGGGAUUAGGGAAAGCACCCACCGUCCCAUUUUGACAAUUACCCGCCAGCGAUAAGACUAUCAAACGUCCCAAGAAGGCAGUGUCGUAUUUGUUCUGCUGCCUAUUGAGCUUCGAGGAUGAGGAAAUAUCUUCAAGAAAUCCGCCUAGGAGC